CAUGCACGUGUCGUAAACGUACGCGCAAUGGCAUCAGAGGCAAGUGACGAGACGACGAUGACACUGGAAGAAUCCAUGGCACGACGUCGUCGCCUAAAGAGAAGAGAGAGGGAGACUUCAUGGCUGGGACGAAAAUACAGAAAAAGUGAGAACACACUGCAUCAAAGGCUCAGAGAGCUUAUUACGAUCACUCAGAGGUCACCUCUCCAGGAUGCAGUCCAGCCAGCAUCGAUUCCCUUAGUUGCCUCAAGCCGGCUGUUCUCGCUGCACCCUUACCUUGGAUGUGAGUCUUCCGAUGAGGAGUGGGUGAGUAUGAUCGGCACGCCGAGGAACAUCACACGCAGCAGCGUGAGCUUCAGGAAGAGGCAGCCCCUGUUAACACCCAGAAUGAGAUCGAUCAUCCUCUACUGGUUAAUGAAGGUGUGUGAGGCAUACGCUGUUCACAGGGAGACUUUCUACCUGGCACAGGACUACUUUGACCGUUUUCUGUUGAUUGAGAGAAAUCUUAAGUUGGGUGUGCUGCAGCUCAUUGUGCUCACAUGUCUUCUUAUAGCAUCAAAGAUGGAGGAAUCUAAACCUUUAAAGAUCUUGCAUCUGUCACGUGUGGCUCAUGGGAUCUACCAUGUAGAAGAAUUCCGUCAUAUGGAGUUGGUCAUUUUGAGGACAUUGCGCUGGUACACUCGUCCUGAAACGGCUUUGACCUGGCUGAAGUUCCUCCUGCAGGUGAUCUUCAGGAAAGAAAAAGCAAACCUGCUUGAGCAGCCGUUUCCAAAAGAUACUUACAUGAGAAGUGCAAAUCUUUUAGAUCUGUGCAUCCUUGACGUGAACUCGAUGGACAUACCUUAUCACGGAUUGGCUGCCUCAGUCCUGUGUUAUUUCGUGGACCAGGGACUGGUAGAAAAAGUUGCAUGUCUGCCCAGAGAACACCUCCAGCCAUGUGUUGACUGGCUGGCCCCCUUUAUGGAUGCACUGGAAGACUUUGGCACAGUCACACAGAAAGUGUUUCCCACAGUAAGAAGAGAAGACCAAUACAACAUCCAGGCAAACUUGGACUACAUGUCCAUUUUGGAUGUUGCUCACAAGGCAAUAAAAGGCAAUUCUCCUACAAAUGAUGUGGAACCACUCAAUGCCACCUCGUACAGAGGGAGGAUCUACGUACCUGGGCAAGGACUUACGUCUUCAGAAGAUGAAGUUUAACAGAGUCUGAAGGUGCUGAUUGCAGUUCUAUCUGAAACUUUCCUCAGAUUUCCUGCAGAGAUGGCUGCAAAUGUCCAACUCAGACUGAUCUGACAGAGUUGAAUGCUGAAUCAAAAUAAAUUGUGUCGUAGUCUUAGUAUGCCAUAGUGUGAGAAUAGUUAUUGUUAGUUUAGAGUUGAAUAGUUGUCACCCCCACCCACCCCCGCAUCUUC
Pundamilia nyererei is the source of this 1409-nucleotide messenger RNA. RefSeq names its product G1/S-specific cyclin-E1-like. The coding region runs from base 28 to 1197 and encodes 389 amino acids. The record is from RefSeq and is a predicted model, not a curated record. NCBI's taxonomy places the organism in Eukaryota, Metazoa, Chordata, Actinopteri, Cichliformes, Cichlidae. The transcript has 12 exons.